Molecule: messenger RNA, 231 nt
Organism: Cercopithifilaria johnstoni
Lineage: Eukaryota; Metazoa; Nematoda; Chromadorea; Rhabditida; Onchocercidae
Source: the annotation of a GenBank genome assembly
AUGCUUAUUUCAACUGUCCCAAGUCCACCCAAUCCCGAAAUUCCUGAACCGCUCACCCCUUUGUUUUUGUUUAUCUUACGACUUCAUUUCCAUCGAAAGAAGACAGUCAAUCCAAUCGAGACUCCUCCAAACUAUUGCAACACAACAUCACUUUUUGGAGAUUCUGAAGGUUAUGUCAUUGUUGGCUGUUACCUAUAUCUUUAUGGUGCGGUCAAAAGUUCAGCGCUAUAG